AUGAAUCUCCUGAUGCUGACCUUCAUGCUAUGUGGGUUACUAACCCUGGUGACCAAAGCUGCCUGGUUUGUUGAAAGAUGCUGGAAGGAUGAUAUAGGAUACUGCAGAAAACGAUGUUUACUUCAUGAAAGGUACAAAUUACUUUGUAUGAACAAGCAAUCAUGCUGCAUUCCCCUAAGAAGUUAUGAUCCGUACACUCAAUGGCCAAUCCAUCCUACCUUCCUCAGAGAUCUAAAUGCUGAAUAUAUUACUCGUGAUGAUUUUGCUUUUUCCUCCGAACCUGGGUUUACUGAUGAGGUAACAGUUAAAGCAACUAUGACUCAAGAAAGCAGAGUAACUGGGGCCAUUGCUUCCCAGAGAGAUUCUUCCUAG
Messenger RNA from Rangifer tarandus platyrhynchus (Svalbard reindeer), 372 nucleotides. The record is from the annotation of a GenBank genome assembly. NCBI's taxonomy places the organism in Eukaryota, Metazoa, Chordata, Mammalia, Artiodactyla, Cervidae.